CAGAGUUAGUGUCAAGACACUUAAAACAAUGUAUACAAAUUUACUUGAUCUUAUUCCGUCUGAAUUGAUAUCAUCUAUUACAAAGAAUCUUCCAAUCCAAGAUCUUAAAAAUUGCUGUAGUCUAGAUAAUAUAUGGAAAACUGAAAUGAUUAAAGAAAUUCGCAAAAGAUUAAUAGUGGACUGUACAUUCAUUGAUAGUAAAACAACUAUUAAAGCACUUAUCGAUCCCAAAUCCCAGUAUAACAGUAUCAGUAAAGCACUUGCCAAAAAAAUGGAUUUAUAUAUUUCUAGAGAAUAUGGAUCAAGAUAUCUUGCAGUAAUAGACUGUGAUAUUGGUGCAACAAAUGCUGGCAAGAAAGUGAUAAGGAGGGGUUGGAUUGACAGAGAAAAAGUUUCCGUUACUUUGCCAAAUAUCUUUGAUGAUAUAGUACCCCCUUCAUAUUUGGGAAUAGAUACAGCAUAUUUUGUAGUUGUUGACAAGCCUGAAUACGACUUAGUUUUGGGAAGUACGUGGCUAAUGAGAUUAGGUGACAGGAUUGAUGAGCAUGAUGGAAAAUACUGGGAGACUAAUGAGGAAAAAAGGAUAUAUUACGCAAGAAAUAAUAUUGAUAUAGUAUUCCUUUCAUUAUAUACAUUCUACGAAUUAUUAUUUCCUAAAUUUACCACAAUUAAUUCAGAUGGAGAAGUUAUAUUAAUCGAGUUUUCUGAUCAAAAUGUGGAGAAUACUUCAAUUGAUCUAAGCGAAUAUUAUGAUUUAGAAUAUUCCGAAACGGAGUCUGAAUUUAGUGAUUCUAAGACUGAGUCUGAAUUUAGUGAUUCCGAAACUGAGUCUGAAUUUAGUGAUUUUAUUUCUGUAUUAAGAUCCUUUAGGGAUAAUUCUUUGAAUUAUAGACUAGCAUGA
Molecule: messenger RNA, 901 nt
Organism: Diversispora eburnea
Lineage: Eukaryota; Fungi; Glomeromycota; Glomeromycetes; Diversisporales; Diversisporaceae
Source: the annotation of a GenBank genome assembly